Messenger RNA from Entelurus aequoreus (snake pipefish), 2246 nucleotides. It is a transcript of the gene stoml3b, whose product is annotated as stomatin (EPB72)-like 3b. Bases 101 to 952 code for a protein of 283 amino acids. NCBI's taxonomy places the organism in Eukaryota, Metazoa, Chordata, Actinopteri, Syngnathiformes, Syngnathidae. The record is from RefSeq and is a predicted model, not a curated record. The transcript has 7 exons. Gene Ontology annotation, cellular component: plasma membrane.
ACUGCAGCUUUAAAAGGUUGGAUGACUUCCUGCUCAUUGGACACACUUCUCCUUCUUCCUCGCAGUCAAGUGACUUCCUGGCUUCACUUUCACUCAGUGUAUGGAAAUGGAGGACCAAAUGGAGAGCCAGAAGAGACGGGAGGCCAGCAAAGACACUUUAAUAUCUGACCGGACUGGAUCCUUGGGAUGUGCAGGAUGGUUCAUCGUCAUAUUGGUUGGCUUCUUUACAAUUUGCCUUUUCCCCAUCACUAUUUGGUUCUGUCUGAAGAUAGUUCAAGAGUACGAGCGUGCAGUCAUCUUCAGACUAGGCCGGAUCACAGACAGGAAAGCAAAAGGACCAGGAAUCUUCUUCAUUUUACCCUGCACUGAUUCGUUUAUCAAAGUGGAUUUGAGGACAGUUUCAUUUGACAUCCCUCCGCAAGAAAUUCUGACUAAGGACUCAGUGACAGUGAGCGUGGACGGCGUGGUCUACUUCCGCGUCAGUGACCCCAUCGCUUCCGUGGCCAAUGUGACCAACGCUGACUUUGCCACCCGUUUGCUAGCUCAGACAACCCUCAGAAACGUCUUGGGGACCAAGAACCUGGCUGAGGUGUUGUCUGACCGCGAAGGCAUUGCUCACUACAUGCAGUCCAACUUGGAUGAAGCUACCGACAACUGGGGUAUCAAGGUGGAACGUGUGGAGAUUAAAGACGUGAAGCUCCCCCAUCAGCUGCAGAGAGCAAUGGCGGCUGAGGCUGAGGCUUCACGAGAGGCCAGGGCAAAGGUGAUAGCCGCUGAGGGUGAGAUGAACGCAUCUCGCGCCCUGAAGGAGGCUUCUCUCGUCAUCUCUGAGUCUCCAUCAGCUCUGCAGCUUCGUUACCUGCAGACCCUCAGCACCAUCGCAGCUGAGAAGAACUCCACCAUCAUCUUCCCCUUGCCUAUGGACGUCAUCUCCCACUUCAUGCGGAAGUGACCCCUGUUUGCAUGACACUUGAUUUGAAUGCCUACACAUAUUUCAUCCACAACAAAAGGACAUAUUUUAUUUUAAUUUGUUUAUUAUUUCAUUGCAUGUUUUGACAAUUCAAAUUUAUAAACUUUCACGCUAACUGUUGUAACCGAAGAGAGUUUGUCAUUUGUUGAGUAAUUCAUAACCUGUUCCAAAUGCGACAAAAUUUGAUAAAUACAUUUUAUAUAAUUACUUAAAUGUCCCAAUAAUUAAUUAUAAUUGGAAAUAAAUGUAUAUACGUGUUAUUAAAGGUGUCAUUUAAUCAUUUCAUGACUUAAUUGAUUUGAUAAUUUUGUAAUUUCAAUAAUUACUUCUCAAUUAGUAAAUUAACAAUUUGCUUAUUUAAGGACUUAUUUAAUGAUUUAAUUGAUUAAACAAAUAUUUAACUCCUUUUUCAGCGCUUUGUGAAUUUUGACGGCUGAGUACACACAUAAAAUAUAUUAUUGAAGUGCUGACGAGGACCAAAUGGGACAACAAUAAAUAAAUAUUUAAAUAAUUCAAACAAAUGUGUUAUUCCAUCCAUGCAUCCAUCCAUCCUCUACCGCUGGUCCCUCUCGGGUUUGCUGGAGCCUAUCUCAGCUGCAUCAUGUCUGGUCAUACAUUAAUAAGACAUCAAUGUAUUUAAUCCACCUAUUAUUAAUGAAACUUUUAAGUAAUUAUUUAAAAUGUAUUUAUUUAAAGUUGUCCCAUUUGGUCCUGCCUUGAUGGAGGAAGUAAACCUUAAAGCAAAUUAUUAAUAUUACAAUACAAUAAUUUUACAUUAGGCAUAUUGUGAAGGUAUAGAAGACUAAAACCAAGUGUGGAUGAGUCCAAGCUUGUCUGGAUACAUUUUUGAAUAAAUGUCCAUCCAUUAAUUUUCUACCGCUUGUCCAUUUCGGGGUUGCGGGGGGUGCUGGAGCCUAUCUUAGCUGCAUUCGAGUGGAAGGUGGGGUACACCCUGGACAAGUCGCUACCUCAUCACAGGACCAACACAGAUAGACAGACACAUUCACACUCACAUUCACACACUAGAGCCAAUUUUAGUGUUGCCAAUCAACCUAUCCCCAGGUGCAUGUCUUUGGAGAUGGGAGGAAGCCGGAGUACUCGGAGGGAACCCAUGCAGUCACGGGGAGAACAUGCAAACUCCACAAAGAUCCCGAGCCCGGGAUUGAACUCAGGACUACUCAAGACAUUUGUAUUCUGAGGCACAUGCACUAACCCCUGUUCUACCGAGCUGCCUGAAUAAAUGUAAAUUUCAAUAUUUUUUUCAAUUAAUAAAUCU